AUGACUUUGAUUAUUAAAUGUGUUGAUGUUGCAAAUGUUCCAAUAAAAGUAGAAGAGUUUUUUUUAGAGUUUUUAAUGGUAGAAGAUACAUCCGGUUUAGGACUUUUUAAUGUUUUACAAAAUGCUUUAAAAUCUCUUGACUUGAAUAUUAAUUGUAUUCGAGGACAAGGAUAUGAUAAUGGAGCAAAUAUGAAAGGCAAACAUCAAGGUGUACAAAAAAGAUUGCUUGAUAUAAACUCAAGAGCUUUUUAUAUGCCUUGUGGAUGUCAUAGUUUAAAUUUAGUUUUGUGUGAUAUGGCAAACUCUUGUCAUAAAGCUAAAACAUUUUUUGGUACUUGUCAAACAAUAUAUAAUGUUUUUUCUAGCUCCACACAUAGAUGGAGUGUUUUACUUGACCAUGCAGAUGAGUUAACCCUAAAAUCAUUGUCUACUACUCGUUGGGAAAGUCACAUUGAAAGUGUUAAAGCAAUAAAAACUCAACUUUUUCAAAUAAAAGAAGCAUUAACAAAAUUAGCUCAAGUGAGUGAUGAUGGUAAGGUUUGUAGAGAUGCGGAAUCAUUAGUAGAUGGUGAAUUUUCUAAUUUUGAAUUUAUUUUAAGUUUAGUGAUAUGGCAUGAAAUUUUAUUUAGAAUUAAUUUGGUAAGUAAAAAAUUACAAUCCAAAGAUAUGAUUCUUGAUGUUGCAAUAAAAAAUUUAGAAGGAUUAGUUAAUUAUUUUGAAAAAUAUAGGGAAAAUGGGUUUGACACUGCUAUUAAUGAGGCUAAAAACAUAGCAGAAAAUAUUGGAGUUGAACCAAAAUUUCCUAUCAAACGUGUUUAUAGUAGAAAAAAACAAUUUGAUGAAGUUCCAAAUACCGAAAGAGAACAACAAUCAUCUCAAGAAAAAUUUAGAACUGAUUAUUUUAUUGUUAUAGUAGAUAUGGCUCUAACUCAAUUGAGAAGUAGAUUUGAGCAAAUGCAACAUUUUGAAUCUAUUUUUGGAUUUUUGUUUGAUGGUUCAAAGUUAAAAAUUUUACUUGAUGAUGAAUUAAAAAAAUGUUGUAAGAAACUUGAAACUAGUUUGACAAAUGGUGAGGAACUUGAUAUUGAUGGAAAAGAUUUAUUUAUUGAGUUACAAGUUUUGCAGGAAAUGUUGCCGGAUGAAGCAUAUAAAGGUGAACUUCCUUGGACAGCUAUUCAAAUUAUGGAGUUUGCAAAGGAGAUGGACAUGUUUCCCAAUGUGUUGGUGGCAUAUAAAAUUUUGUUGACGGUACCGGUCACAGUUGCUUCCGCGGAAAGAAGUUUUUCGAAAUUGAAGUUAUUGAAGUCAUAUCUUCGAAGUACCAUGACUCAAGAAAGAUUAAAUGGAUUAGCAAUUUUGAGUAUUGAAAGUCAAUUCCUACGAAGUGUUGAUUAUGAUAAAAUAAUAGAUGUUUUUGCUUCAAAAAAUGCAAGGAGGCAUCGUUUUAGAUGA
Messenger RNA from Lactuca sativa (garden lettuce), 1452 nucleotides. RefSeq lists its product as uncharacterized. Gene Ontology annotation, molecular function: protein dimerization activity. Lineage: Eukaryota; Viridiplantae; Streptophyta; Magnoliopsida; Asterales; Asteraceae. The record is from RefSeq and is a predicted model, not a curated record.